This is a messenger RNA of Eucalyptus grandis, 2214 nucleotides long. RefSeq lists its product as uncharacterized. The transcript is spliced from 2 exons. NCBI's taxonomy places the organism in Eukaryota, Viridiplantae, Streptophyta, Magnoliopsida, Myrtales, Myrtaceae. The record is from RefSeq and is a predicted model, not a curated record. Bases 796 to 1650 code for a protein of 284 amino acids.
CAUGUGCGCGUCCCUCGAGGGACGUGAUUUUCCAACCAAUAUAAAAAGGAGACAAUCAGUAAAGUAUAUUGCCGACUUUCCUUGCCUCUUUCUCUCGUUGCUGUAAUCAUCUCCCUCUUCACUAAACAUAGUAUCCACAUGCUUUACUCCCCAUGAAAAAAAACGGGGGGCAAAUUUUUUUUGUUUGCUGGUGCCCGGUGAAUUCUUAGAUAGAGUGAAGGUGCUUCAGGAGCCUCAUGGCCGUCACAUGGCGACAGUAAAAUUUAUCCAAAAGUUAACUUGUGAUGCUCUUGCGUUGGAAGAAGAAGGGAAGAGCUGAAGCUGCUUCUUCUUCAUCGUCCCUCCUGGUGAUUUGUGGAUGGUGAUGUUUGAGGAAAGAAAGCAUCUUUGGGUUUGUUUUGGACAGGUGGGUGAUGUGAGUUUGUUCUCAGCUGAUAAAGUGGGCAUUUUUCACCACCAGCUUCUUAUCUGUUGAUGAAGCGGCGAGAGAUUCGGAGCCACCGCGACUGAGCUCGAUCAAGUGAAGUUGUUCUUGAAGGGUUAACUGUUUGUUAGUCGUGAUCAGAGAAAAGAUUGAAGCUGCUCUCAGAAGUCCAGGGCAAGGUUCUUUUUCUUUGGCAGUUUUGCAAUGUGGUCUGCAGAGUGGUUUGCUCUAACAUGCAUUUGGGAUUUGGGUAAUUCAGAUAGUGACUUUUCUUAAUUUAUCUAUUUAGUAAUUAUUUGUAAUAAGGCAAAGUAGCUUCUCUUCCCUUGAUUAAUUUAGAGAAGGACUGGAAAAGGGGGAGGGGGAAAAAGAUGAAAUCUUUGAGUGGAAUUGGACUGGGGUUGAGUGUGGUCUUUGGUUGCCUUGUUUUAGCCCUGUUUGCAGAAUUCUACUAUUUGCUCUGUUGGAAAAAGAGGUUCACAAACAGAACAAUUGAAGAAGGCUAUAACAAUACUCCAACUAAAGAGCUCCUUCACAUUUUCUGCUGUAAAAAGCCAUCUUCUUUGAGCCAAACAGCUUUGAAUCCCCAAGAGCUCCCUUCCUCAGGAAUAAUCUCUGAUACCCAGUUGAAUGGUUCACAGAAUCAGCUACAACAAGUCCACUCAAACAAGGAUAUUCUGGUAAAACCAUGUGAAGAGGAGAGCAUGGAGACAGAGCUCAUGAGGCUGCACAAGCUUGGAGGGCCUCCCAGAUUUCUCUUCACCAUUGUUGAAGAGACAAAGGAAGACUUGGAGUCAGAAGAUGGCAGGUCCAGAGGCGAAAAGGGCUCAAGAGGAAAGAGCUUGAGUGAAUUGCUUUUCACAGUGGAAACCCCAUUUCUCACUCCUCUGGCCUCUCCAUCUCUCUUCACACCCCCUCUCACUUCCCCUGCGAACACAUACCAUAACCCGCAUGGAUUCAACCCUCUCUUUGAGUCCUCAACUGAUGCAGAGUUCAACAGAAUCAGGGCAUCACCACCUCCAAAGUUCAAGUUCUUGCAGGAUGCAGAAGAGAAGCUGAGAAGGAAAAUGAGAGAGAACUCUGAGAGGAAUGUUGUCAGAACCGGCGGUCACAUUCAUCACGAUAGUAAGAGUCAGAAAGUUACUGAUUCAAAGUCUAUGAGAGAUGAUGAGGAAGAUGGGUCAUUCAUCACCAUCCUUAUUGAUAAAAACAGGAGAGAAAAGUGAAUCACCAACAUCAUCUCUCCUCCGCCCCAACUAAAGACUUGACAGUUUCUUAGUUAAUCCAAUCCACAGCAACCCUUGUAUGAUGAACCGCGAAUUAGUGAACUUUCAAGAGGGGAGAAGAAGAAAAUAUCCUGCAAAAUGAUGUAGAAGUGAAAAGGUGGGUCUCAAGGCAAGCGGAGGACCUGUGGGUUUACUUUCCUUUUUUUUUUUUUAAUCCAACUCCAGGCCUCCUCCUGAAUUUUUACCUGUGUAAUCAUUCUUGUGAGGGAAGGUGCUGCCAAAUACUGAUGCUUCAGUCAAAAGCACUGUCAUUCUUGUUUCUUCCCUUUAUUUCAACAAUAUUGUUGUUCUUUCGUGCCUGUAAAAUUUUUGUCUGCUUUCUUGUGAUCUUUUUUCUUUCUUUAUUAACAUAUGGCAAUGGACACCGACUUCUCGCCGGUUCCAUGUCCUGAUGCACAAAGAUAUUGCCACUGUCAUGUCAUUGAAUAUAUAACCACACAUUGAUGCUUUGUACCAUACCUAGCUAAAGAUCAACCUCUUAAGUGAAUAAAGUAUUAAGCAUCA